CCGUGAAUAAAGAGGGAAUACUGUAGCUAUUUUUCAGAAGUGACCUGGCCAUAAAUGAUAGCUCAACAAAGUGGCUUAUCACGUGGCGUCAUGAUGAUGAUUGAACCCACGAUCUCUUGUAUACCAGCCAAGGAAGAUAACAUCUCACCACCGUGUGUAGCUUCUCGAGAUCGCAGCCUCUUGAAAUGCAUCUGCAGCUCAGAUGCUGUACUGUGUUGUUGUAAAGGCACUUAAACCUGAGACAUCAUCUUAUCUUCUCCCUUCAUUAAUUUGUAAAUGGGUAUGGACAUCAUAUGAUGUUCAGAUGACUGAGUUUUUGUAAUUGUGCAUUUUCACCCCAUGACAUAUCACUCUCUAUUGUUAUUAUGUGUCCACACACGCGUACUUUGCAGAUGGGAGUGUGAUUUAUUCUGUUGGUUAACGGUGCAGUGUUUUCACAGUAUGAAAAUGGGCCAACUUUAUCAAGCCAAAACCACUGAACAACACCGCGGGGGCUUCAGUCAUUCACCUCAAAUACUCACAGCAUCACUUCCCAAUAGCUCUCGACUGGCUCAUCAACCUCUAACAUCAACACGGAACGUAAAUCUCCCUGCCGUAACUAAACUAUUAAACUUUUUUUUUUAUUUUACCAGGUAAGGCUCACUGAGCUAUAUAGCUCUUUUUUUAAAGCUACCUGAUCGCAAAUGAUAUAUCAACGGAGUGGCUUAUCGCGUGCAAAUGUAUUGCAGCCAAAUACUCUAAACGCACGUUGAUUCUGAAUGUGGAGGGAAAAACUGGAGGACCUGGAAAAAAAUCCACGCGACCACUGGGAGACGCACAAACUCCAAAUAUGCAGGCGUCAGGGUCGGGAUCGUACCCACGACCUGCUGGAAACCAGGCGAGGUAGCGGCAACAUGAAACGAACACGCUCCUUUUCGUGCAUCGUGAUGCUCGGAGGCCUUGUACUCUUCUACAUAUACCUGAAGUAUCACAUGCUGUCCAGCCAGCAAAGCCUCAAAGCACUGAGUGCAGGGAAUGGAGAUGUUUACCAGACGAGAUUCAGGCCUCGCAAGAUGAUUCCCACAAAAAGCUUUGCACAGGUGCAGAGGGCGAUCAUCCUGCGUGAAACGUGCGGAAAACUUGGACACAAAUCAGUGCAAACAAAGCAUUUCACGAAGGACAUGCUGGAGCACAUUUACGUGGUGGACAGUCACUACCUGCUCUACUGUGGGAUUGCCCACGUGGGGGACAUACAUUGGAAGAAAAUCGCUCUGGUCCUCAGCGGUCACGCAGCCUCGGCCGACGAGAUUUCGAGCUCCGAAUCGCAGACCGACAACGGGCUCAAACGGCUGAGCGAACACAGCUCCUCCGAGGCCCUGAGUCGCAUGUACAACUACACCAGCAUGUUGUUUGUGCGGGAUCCCAUGGAACGCGUGGUCUCUGCCUACCGUGAAAUGAUGGAAAAACAGAUUUCAUUCGAGAAGGACUCCUUUGGGGGUACGAUGAAAAGAACGGGUCAAGGCGUCACAUUUCAAGAGUUUGUGCAGUUUCUCCUGAACACGACGGGCCAACAAGACAUUGACUGGCACUGGAGGCCCUAUCACCGUGUCUGUAACCCAUGCCUCGUGCGCUAUACCUUCAUUGGCAAGCUGGAAACCUUGCAGAGUGACGCGGCUGAAUUACUGUCUUUAGUAAACGCCCCGAAAGACUUAACUUAUCCUUCGACGGUCACUGCCGAAUCAUUUGAAAAUAUUACUCAGCGCUACUUGGCCCAGCUGCCACCAGAAAUGCAAGAAGCUCUUUAUAAAACCUAUUACGUGGACUACUUGCUUUUUGGAUACCCGCUCCCACCAGGCUUGUUAGACAAGUUACCGUAGUCACAAAUAAAGACACGCAUAGUUUAAUUACACUGUACGCAUUUCUACACAGUGGAUAUUGAUUAACCUAUUAACUGUUUUUUUGUAUUUAGCUUGUCCUUCCCCCACACCUCUGAUUAGCACGGUUGGCUACGUACGGUGCAAACGACGUUCAACAUACGUAUGUGAUUUAAAUGUAAAAUCGGACUCUAAAGUUGGGUGGCAAACAUCCACACUGGCAAGCCUGAAUGAGGGAAAGUCAAGUCCCAGCUGGCCAUGGAGUGAAUUCUAGUCAUAUAGAGCUGGCAUUGUACACACAAAUUGUCGAGAUUACACCUUUUAGAAAAAACUAUUCUGAUUGUGGGCUGCACAAAAUUGAGGCACUGUAUUUUAAAAUGUUUUCAUUAUAAAACCUUGUGCCAUGAAGGAUUGCAUUUGGCAGUUUUGAAGGGUGCUGAAUCCAGCUUUGAUGUAAUAUUUUUGGCAACUGUUGUUUGGAUAUUUCUUGGAGUGUGGUACAGAGAUAAUGCGAAUUACAGUAUCAGAAGGAACCUUUGCAUACUGCUGAGGUGUGACUUUUAUUGUAGAGUAUAUAAAGGAACUGGGGUUAUUCUCUUUUGCUGUUGGAAGAAAGUCAUAACUUCCUUCGUUAAGGAAGUGCACUUUAAUGAGCGCAAAAUAUUUUUUCUUCAUACACAAGUGUAUUUCAUCAGCUCGAUGAAAUACAGUACACACAUGGAUAUUGUGAUAACUGUAUAUUCACCUUGUGAUUGGUUUUAUUGGGUUGUCAUUUCGUCUAAAGGAAUAAAAUAUUCCUUUAGAAAUGUUUCAUUCCACUUAUCUUUCAUGUCCAUAUCAUGGAAAUGGCCCGCAACCUAAAAACAAACAGUUGCUAUGUUGCAGGUUCAUAUCUCGGCAAUGCGUUCUGGACUGACAGGAGUUUGAACAAUUGGAGCUCUCCUGACGUGUUUUCGAGUUGUAACGUGUGUUGUUUUUCAAGAAACUCCAAGCACCUGAAGUGAAGUGUGCAGAAUAACACGCAGUACAACCUUCAACAGCAUCGGAGAGCAAUACACAGCACAUCCGCGAACACCUUCUAGUGGUUUCAAGAUCUAUUCAACAGAAAAAAAGAGUGACGGUCAAAAUUGCUGCUUUGGCAUUCCCUAGUGAUGUCAAUGUGGUGUAGCCGCUGCCAUAUCUUAAAAAAACCCAUCUACAUCAUCAUCACACACUGAAUGGUGGAAGCCAGUGUCACACUGUAGCUGCUUCACAAGGCGCGCUGCACAGAGGGAGCCGGGCCGUGUUCAUUCAAUCACAAUCGGUGCCCGCUGUGGUAAUUAAAAUCAGAAAGGGCUAUCAUGAAGUCAGGAGGCGACGAUGCUGGGUUUUUUUUUAAAUGGAUGAAUCGGUAGUUACAGCGGCAGUUGUGGCUGCGGCGCAGACGUGGUUUCAAUGCUGAUUUGGUAACAAAAUAAAAUGCGUAUCGACAAUUGUGUUGCGUUCUUCUUGUGUGGGGAAGAUCACAGUUUAUAUGGUGGUGGAAUUGAUGAUAGUGAUCAUGAUGCUGUUAGUGAUGAUACUGGUGAUGCUUCAUCGCAUAAUAGGCGUCUCCUUAACUGGGCAAUGCGACU
This is a messenger RNA of Lethenteron reissneri (Far Eastern brook lamprey), 3466 nucleotides long. Its product is annotated as carbohydrate sulfotransferase 8-like. Gene Ontology annotation, molecular function: sulfotransferase activity. Gene Ontology annotation, cellular component: membrane. The record is from RefSeq and is a predicted model, not a curated record. Lineage: Eukaryota; Metazoa; Chordata; Hyperoartia; Petromyzontiformes; Petromyzontidae. Gene Ontology annotation, biological process: carbohydrate biosynthetic process; proteoglycan biosynthetic process.